This is a messenger RNA of Quercus lobata, 975 nucleotides long. RefSeq names its product TMV resistance protein N-like. Gene Ontology annotation, molecular function: ADP binding. Lineage: Eukaryota; Viridiplantae; Streptophyta; Magnoliopsida; Fagales; Fagaceae. The record is from RefSeq and is a predicted model, not a curated record. The transcript is spliced from 3 exons. The coding region runs from base 1 to 975 and encodes 324 amino acids. Gene Ontology annotation, biological process: defense response.
AUGGAAUCUACUAUUGCAAAAAUGAUCCCUUUGUAUUUAGGUUUUGAGAAUAAUGUUUACAUGAUAGGGAUUCAUGGUAUGGGGGGUCUGGGAAAGACAACUCUUGCUAGAAUUGUUUAUGAUGAGUUUCAUAGUCAUUUUGAAGGUUCUAGCUUUAUUGCUAAUGUUGGGGAAGAUUCACAAAAAUACGGUUUGCCACGAUUACAAAAGCAGCUUCUUGUUGACAUUUUGAAGGACAAAGAAAUAAAUAUACGAAAUGUUUAUGGAGUUGACAUGAUUAAGAAAAGGCUAUGCCACAAAAAAGUUCUACUUGUUAUAGAUAAUGUCAACCAUUUGGACCAAUUAGAAAAGUUGGCUGGAGAAAAAAACUGGUUUGGAUUGGGGAGUUGGAUCAUCAUAACAAAUAGAGAUGAACGUGUGUUGAUCCAACAUGGAGUGCUUAAAAGAUAUAAGCUUGAGGUAUUAAAUAAUGAUGAUGCUUUAAAACUUUUUUGUGUGAAAGCCUUCAAAAUGGAGCAACCCAAAGAAGCUUAUAUUCAGCUCUCCCAAAAAGUUGUAGAAUAUGCUAAUGGCCUUCCACUAGCUCUUGUUACUUUGGGUUCCUUUUUGGUUGAAAGAACAAUUGAUGAAUGGCAAAGGUAUACGAAAGAUGAAGUACUAGAGACAUUAACAAAUCGUGGUUUUGAUGCAAAAAUUGGUUUAAGUGUUCUUGUGGAAAAAUCUCUCCUAACCAUGGAUGACAACAAACAUUUAGGGAUGCAUGAUCUACUACAAGAAAUGGGUCAAAAAAUUGUUCGUCUAAAAUCAGGUGGAAAUCUUGGAAAGCAGAGUAGGUUGUGGCUCAGUGAGGAAUUGCUUUGUGUAUUAAAGAACGAUAUGAGACUCUUUUGUCGUAAAACUGGAUAUGAAACUUCCCCCAAAAGGAAAGAGGAUGGAUCUAAAACUGAAUUUCAGAUAAGUAUUCCUGAAUUUUGA